UAGGCUGCUAGUGUAUGAGCGUGUUUACUACCCAAAACCUCCAAGUGUUGGUUUCGCUAGUGUGCUCUGUGUUGUCGUUUCGGUGGUCAAGAAGGCUGCGCAUGGAAACCAUUGAAAACCCCGGUCUCCGUGCACCGCCACUCGUACUGUGUAUCCUUUGUGUGCAGAUAUUUGUAUUCCGAUUUGUGUUUUGUUGUGCUGUGCUGCCGUAUUUUAUGUGUGUUUUUCAUCAAGUUUUGUGCAAUCUGUCCCCUUUGAAAAUGUGCGUACUAAAAUCGCAAACAUUGUGCCUACUCUAGCAAGCAAAUAAUCCACAACCGUUUGGUUGCAAGAGAAGAUCUCGUGAUAUAACACUUCCCAACGCGGCACGUGUGUCAGCACAGCACUUGAAUAAUUCAAACAAAACAGAUAAACGGGCAGCCGGGGCAGCAAAAGUGAUUAAUUUUCCAAUAACUAUAUACAAAUAGAACGCCAAAAACAAGCAAACAGAAUUAACACACAAACACACGCGCAAACCGAUUCUGCAAGCGGUGCAAGUCGAGAAGCGAUAAUUAUGUUGAUUACACAAAAAUUGAACUCGUGCUCCGGAAAAUCUGCACGCUCGGUGCAUUCCAACGAACCAACCAACCAACCAACCAACCAACCGACCGACCGAUGAUGAUGGUGCACGUAUGCACCCUUCUCCGGUGGUAGAAAAACACUGCAUUUUAGCAUUUGUGGCCAGGGCACAGUGCGGCGAACCGUCCGACCGUCGACAUCGGUGUGACAAACGCGCUCGGAUGCAGGAAGUGUAGAGUGAUUGUACCAUCCAGGUGGAAGCUCAGGAGGAAAAAAAUUACGUGCGUGUGUGUGUGUGUGUUUGAGUGGAAAGUGUAUGCAUGAUUGGAUUUAGUCGCCGUUUACGACCCUUUGGCCGAAGCUGAUCCGCGCGUGAUAAAAAAGCGUUUAAAGUGUGUCUCACGCGCAGACCUGAAAUAUGUUAUCGGAGACCUGAUUGCGAAAGGAAAUGUUAACCGCACGUGUACGUGUCCGGAGCAGCAUUGGUUGGGGAGUAAAGCAUGGAGUCUAGCAAAGUGCAAUACAAGUUGCGAUCAAAAUCGCACUGAGUGAGGUUCCCAAAGUGAUCGACGCUUCUUAAACCGUCCGUAAGCCUAGAGAGUGUGAGUGGAUCAGGAUCAACGUGACACAUCAGGUGGUCGUCGAAUUGCGUACCGGCGGCGGGAAAUUAAGCGCCAGAAGCUGUCCCCUGCGCACAGAUUGUAAUUGUCGUUUGCCACGCGUAAAGUGUGAAUAGUAUUAACAAACCAGCGAUCAUCGCGUGUGUGUGUGCCUGUCUGUGUGUGUGUGGUUGGUGUCCAUUUCGUGUCGGAGAAACGUGCUCAUAUACCACGAAAAAAAGGAAAAAUCAGUGCAAAAGUGCAAUGUGCUCAUUCUGCUGCUUCUGUCGGUGGCCACGAUGUUUGUUUUCCACCCGGUUGCCGUUUGGUGAAAUAUAAUGCCGAAAUGCUGAUUAUUGAAUCAUUGUGUCACAUAAAUAAUUAUCCAUGAAAAAUCGAUUGCACAGUGUCGUGUAGCGAGUGUAGUGUAUCGGUGUGUCUGUGUACCGUGCAAGGGUGCAUUGCGAUCGUGGUGCUAUCUGUUCCGACCAGAGCCGAAAAAGAAUAAACCGGAAAUAUAUUUUGCUCACUUGGUAAAUCCUACAUGUGGCUUGGGCGGCGGCAACAUUCCGCAGAACAACGGCCAACGGCAGCGAUGAUUGUGUGUUGAUGCUUUGCUUUUAUUCUGAAUGUGUGGCAUCAUCCGUUUUUCGAACCAAUUAUCGUGGGCAAUUUGAAAAAUUGAUCAACUCUUGCCACCUCCCCCACCCACUUGUAACCCUACCCCACCUGCCGAGGAGAUCCUCGGACACGUAUCAGGACAGGGUUGGCGGUUGACGGUGGGAUUGGAGCAGCAAACGCGUAAAGCAAAUAGUAAAAUCGAGCCCAAUCAGUAAGGGAAACCCGGCACCCGGAGUAGUGGGGAGUGAGUGAUAUCGUUCGAUGCUAGGUGUGGAUAAUCGGAAACAACAAUGAACUGCUUCCGCAGAAACUUGGUCACAAUACAAGCGGUGGCAUUAUCGGUGACGGUGUCAACCCUUCUGGCGCUCGUCACCAUCGUGGCCGCGGACGAGAUCCGGGACACACGUGAAGGCGAAACGGUAACGUUGAAAUGCCGCUUCAGCGAGCAGUCGGCGGCGAGCGACUUUUCCUACUACUGGGCACGUUCGACCGGUAACAAAUUCGACAAUGUUGCCAUCAAGGGUGUCCAGCUCAACACGAACUACAGAAUCGACUUCCGACCAGAGCAGGGUAUUUAUGAUCUCACCAUCAUGAACACCUCGUACAGCCGGGACAAUGGGCGGUUCGAGUGUCGCGUGAAAGCAAGCGGCACCGGUGCAGAUGUCCACCAGGAAUACUACAACCUGACCGUCCUGACACCACCGCAGCCACCGUUUGUCGAGCCCGUCGAGCUGCGGGCUACCGAGGACGAAAAGUUUAACCUGACCUGCAGCAGCAUCGGUGGUUCACCGGAUCCAACGAUCACGUGGUAUCGGGUGGGGUCGGAAAAACCCCUCAAGUCUACCAUCGCCAAGGGCGGAUCGAAGGAUCUGCGCACCUCGAGUACCUUGUCGAUCGUGCCCCGGCGCGAGGACGAUGGGGCAAAGUUCCGCUGCGUCGUCUGGAACCGUGCCAUGUCGGAGAAGGACAAGCUGGAAACGACAGUCACCCUGUCCGUAAACUAUUAUCCGCGUGUAAAGGUAGGACCGGAAAAUCCGUUGCGAGUCGAACGGGACAGCACGGCACUGCUGGAGUGUGCCGUGGACUCGAAGCCAAAGGUGCCGAACGUGCGAUGGACGCGAAACGGACGACUCAUCAGUUCCUCCCCAACGCACCCGAUACAGCGCGUCUCGGUGCAGGACGCCGGCAACUAUGCCUGCUCGGCCGACAAUGGGUUGGGUAAGGUGGGCGAACAGAUCAUCACGCUCGAUGUCCUGUACGCGCCGAUCGUGGUGAUCGAGUCGAAAACUUGGGAAGCGGAGGAAGGAUCCACCGUGACGAUUCGCUGCAACGUCACCUCGAACCCGCCGCCGAUAUCGAUCGAAUGGUUCAAGGAGGGUAGUCCGGACUUCCGCUACACCGGGGACAUUCUGCAGCUGAGGGGCGUAAAGGCAGAGCAUGCCGGUCGGUACGUGUGCAGGGCGGUUAAUAUGAUGAAACCUUACAAUGGGAAGAUUGUGGAACGAGUCGGUAACUCCACCGUCGCCCUGCUAGUACGUCAUCGACCCGGUCAGGCGUACAUAAAUCCCAGCAAACCGGUCGUCCAUGUUGGUAACGGUGUGACACUGACCUGCUCGGCGAAUCCACCCGGAUGGCCCGUUCCACAGUUCCGCUGGUUCAAGGACGCUGUCGGCGAGUCUCUGUCCAGUAGUAAAACUAUAUUGGCUCAGGGCUCCCAGUACGUGAUACCACGGGCACAUCUCGGUAGCGAAGGAAUCUACCACUGUCACGCCGUUAACGAGCUGGGCCAUGGUCCAACGGCCACGAUCAACCUGGAAGUUCACCAACCGCCUCAGUUUAUCGGGAAGAUGCAGCAGCACAUGACGAAGAGGGUAGGAGACACGGACUUUUCGGCCACUUGCCACGCAAAGGGGAAACCACGCCCGAUGGUCCGGUGGCUUAAGGACGGUCGGGAUAUCACCACCGAUGCCAACAUGUACCGAAUUAGCACCAACAAUAACGACGGGCUCAGUGGCAUGGUAACGGUGCAGAGUACGCUACUCUUCCAGGGGAAGGCACGUCCGCACAAAAACCAACUGCUCCCGAGCGAUCGUGGCACGUACACGUGCCUCUUCGAGAACGAGGUCAGCACGGCUAAUGCGAGCAUGAACCUGCGCAUCGAACACGGGCCAAUUGUGCUCCAUCAGUACAACAAGGUAGCGUACGAAAUCAAUGAAAAUGCGGCCGUUAUGUGCCGGGUGCAGGCCUAUCCAAAGCCCGAGUUCCAGUGGCAGCUGGGAACGAACACGGCUGCCCUGUCGAUGUCCUCCGAUGGGCACUACGAAAUCAACACUACCACCGACAACAACGACAUCUACACGAGCGUACUGCGCAUCAACCGGGUCAAGCACGAAGACUACGGAGACUACACGUGCCGGGUGGGCAACUCGAUCGAAACGAUUCGCGCACCGAUCCGGUUACAGCCGAAAGGCCCGCCGGAAAAGCCAACGAAUCUGGGCGUGGCGGACGUUGGCUCGAACUACGUGUCUUUGGUUUGGGAUCCCGGGUUUGAUGGUGGCAUAACCAACACAAAGUUCUACGUGUCGUACCGCAAGGUAGCCAUCCCUCACCACGACCAGGUGAAGGAGGACUGCGGCAUUGUGCAGCAGGUUAGCUCAGAAUGGAUGGAGUACGACUGUCAGCGUGAUGUGCCGUGCAGCGUAACGCCACUGGACCAGUAUCAAAGCUACGUGUUUAAGGUGAAGGCGAUCAACAUGAAGGGUAAUUCGGAACCUUCCAACGAAGUGGCGACCACAACGAAGAUCAGCAAGAUCCCGGUCCCCCUGCACGUCGGGUUCGAUCCGGACACGAAACAGCUCGGCCUUAACAUCGGUGCAACCUGUCUGGCGCUUAUUGCGGUGGUGGAAACGAUCGGGUUUCACGAGAGUCCCAUCGCGACGUGGCAAGUGGUGCAGUCCAUUCCACUGUCAGUGUCCGGCAACGGUCCAACGUACAAGGAGCAGGUGCUGGAAAACAUGUACUCCGCCCGCCGUUCAAGCGGUCGAUCGAUGGCCAGUGACGACGAUUUUCCGAUGGCGCUGGAGGAAGAAAUACCGCCCAAGGUGCGCGUAAAGCUGUGCUUAAAGUCGAGCCAUGAGUACUGCGGGGACUAUAUGGAUGCGGAAAUUGGUCCUGCCCUCAUACACGACUCGGCAUUCAUCGCUACGCCGACCCUUAUCGCGAUCGUGGUUUCGUGCGUCGUGUUCGCACUGUUCGUUGGCCUGAUGCUAAUGUUUUGCCGCUGCAAGCGCAAUCAGACGAAAAAAUCGAACCAAUCGAAAGAUUACGAGAUGGAUUCGGUCAGACCGUCCAUAGUCGCCCAGCAAAGUCAGGCUCCACCGCCCUACUAUCCCACGACCACCGGGCUCGACAACAAGGCUCUCGAGCACUCGAUGGAUCUCGCGCUCGCGCUCGAGGAUCAGAAAACGUCCGUGUACGCAACACACAACGGGUACGGGUAUCACACCGGCACGAGCAUACAGGUAGCCGGCCAUAGUCUACCAGCCAACGAAUGGGUCACGAUGGGUUACACGGAAAACAGUUACACCAACUCAAACAACGGAGGCAGCGUCAAUUCGCAGGAUUCCAUCUGGCAGCUAAAGGGAGCACCACCGCCACCGGGCCCCGGCCCCACCACGAUGGCCAUCGGCCUGCAACCACUAUCGAUGGCCAGCCUGCACGGUGGUGGUUCGGCGUACGCGACCACCACGACCACUACUACGGCGGCGGCGGCCGGUACGCCCGGUCUCGCCUACGGGUACGAUCCGAUUGCCACGCACUCGAGCGUGUAUGGUGGCGGUGGAACGAUGACGAUAGGGGGUGACGAAUACAGCCAGUAUCCCCACCAGGCGGGCACGCCCAGCCAGCACGGUGGCGAAGACGAUUACCUGCACCAUCAUCACCAUCAUGCGGCGGCAAUGCGCCAAAGCCAGAAUCCCUCCCGGCAGCAGCAGCAGCAGCAGGAGUACUGCGGCGAUUCCUACGCGUCUGUACAUAAAGCAAAGAAGCGAUUAGACCAGCCAUCGCAUUUCGACUCAUCAUAUCACGACGUUAGCGGUUUGCCUGAUCCCUAUCUGGAUCAGCAGCAGCAGCAGCUCCAGCAACAGCAUCAGCUAGAUCACGAGGACAGCAAAUCAUUGCUUCAGCUUACCCACCCGCAAGACCACGGCAGCUUACACCUGCACGCACAGCAGCAGCAGCAACCGCAGCCAAUCUACGAGGACAACCUGGAGAGCGGCUACUCGACACCGAACUCGCGGAAUCGUCGCGUUAUACGGGAGAUAAUUGUCUGAGAACAGCCCCGGGUACGGUUCGCUGAUAGCGGAUCGUGCCUGUAAGCUGGAAGUGCAAAGUCCAUCCAUUUCCGGUUCUUCGUUAAAAUCACACACACACACACACACAACCCGCCCAUUCCUACGAGGGUCUGGCCUGUACAGUGCAUCCGGACGCAAUGCUGCUCGAGUUGAGGACAGAAAAGAGACAGAGAUCCGGAUAGCAAAAAAGAAGCCAUCAUUUGCAUAAAUUGAUGCGCACAGUAUCGGUGACGCCCUGUCCAACGAUCCGGACCAGCUACCGUGGGGUCCGUGAUAUUCGUACAUCAAUUAAAAGCCAAGGGGCAACUAGCAGUAGCUGUAGCUACAUAUCGCAUAAUGGUUCUACAAAUUAGAAACAGACAUAAAAAAGCACAACCAGGCACUAUCUGGAUCGGGAUGCUCUUUUCUCCCUCAUGUCACGGCAAAUCGGUGCAUUGCGUUCGGUCGGAAUUAUGGAUGUAUCUCUAUUCAUUAUUGCUUCAUCGGUGGCUAGCAAACAAAAAGCAUCGGUGGCAGCGGGAGGCGACAAUUGUUUGCCGGCAGUCCAACCGCAAGGACUCGCUGGUUGAAGCAACAAAAAACAUGAUCGAACAUCGGUUGGUCAGCCCCAACCUCAACCAAGGCUUUAGGCACACAUACCCGUACCCCGGUGCACAUCCACUACGCUGCGGUUCGCUGCUAGUUUGUUACAGUUUGCACCAAAGCUAAUUGUUUUAGUUUGACACUUUAAUUUAAGUGCUGGUUGGCCGGUUGGUGCUGCUGCCCAUGCCCCAUGGGUGGUGAUCAGUCCUACCGCGGUCAAACCAAACAUGGGAUUGGGACAAACCCGCGUGAGAGGGGGGUUCUCUUUACACACACAAACACACAUUACACAGGCAGACUAAACAUGUCCAUUAAUUGGACAGCGAUGGGAGACACUCUCCAUCGAACGAACAGUACACAAUUAGGCCACCCGCGAUUACCACAAAAUGACUGAUAUCCCGACUGAAAUUAACUACUCAAAAUCGGGUUUUUUGUGUGACCAAGUAACACGGGCACCGUUGUACUUCCGCUCGCUCACUAUAGUGCUUACUGUUUUAUUUAAAUGCGUUCUCUAUACCAAUGAUUAGGAUUAGGUUUCUAGCGUGUAUGUGCGACAUUUUUCCUAUCAACCCAUCGCCAACGCUUGCCAUUUGCUCGGCCGAUCGUCCCAGCAUGCUGAAUCAAAUACAUUCACAACGUUCCUGUAGGCCACUGUAUGUGUCAAGACAGAAAGGAUGGGCCACUGUACGUACACACAACUGGCUAGUAAUGGUACGCACCCUAAGGCUAAUCUAUAGGAAUCGGGUCGCUCCUGGUCGUCGUCGUUGUAUUUGUGCCCGAUACUCCGGCGGAUUUUUUGCUAACUAGGUACACUUUUAAUUAAAGAUGGAUAAGAAACAAAAUAAAUAUGUGCCCUUACAAUCGUACCACUGAUCAUCAUCAUUAGUGACUGCUGUGUGGAAGGAUCCCUUCGCAAGAAUCGACGCUUAACCUUGUAAGGACAGUUGUACAGGGUGAGGCGGGCUAGCAUGAGUACCAAGGACACAUGAGUGCGUGAUAUGCGUGAGUGAUUUGUGUGGGUGAGUGCCUGCGGGCAUGAUAGUGCAGAAUUGUAGCCGCAAUCGUAAUCGUGAGUGAACGAUCGCCGAUCGAGGCAGUGCGAGGAUUUGAAUCUAGAGUAAGAGGAUUUAUUUUUUAAAUACCAGGGCCAACAAAAAACCUACAAACUUACACACAGUUCUACAACAGAGAAAAAAAACCCGCACCUAAACCUAAGCUAUCGAACCCGAUCGGAAGAAAGAGGAACCCGUAGAUCACCGUAGUUGCAUAGCGCACCAUAGCCCAUCCUGUCCGUCUCCAGCAGUAAGUUUUUGGUUCUUUUUUGGGCGGUUAGAUUCUGUUCUGGCUACUGAGCAAGCUCUGGAAAAGGGUGUGGGAGUUGCUGCCUAAGUAUAUGUCGUGCGUGUACGUGUCCCGGUUUUGUGUGUCCUGUGUAUGUUUUGUGUGCGUGUGGUGUAUAGGAAAUAACGAAUUUAUCUACUGCAAAUGCGCAAUUUAUUAAAUGUGUGUGCUGUAUAUGGCAACAAAAUUCAAACGAUCGGCCGGAACAAAAUUGUAUAUCAGAAAACAAAACCCGCACACACAGACACACACACAUCGGAAUUUAACACUGUAUUUAUAGGAUAUCAAACACAAAAUCGGACACGAAAAUGAAGGAAACGGAAGGAAGGUGCUGUACAAACAGUUGCUUUAAAAGUGCAGUGUUGAAUCAUUUUUAAAAGCUAGCCUAACGCAAAAGAUUCUCACCAAACAAACCACCCAAGCACACACUCUUGCACGAUACAAGUACAUACGUUCACAAAAAGCACGUGAUUAGCAGCAUUAUUUUGUGUUUACGAAAACAAAACAAAAAGAAAGUUAGAAAACAAGCGUGUUAAUAAUACUCAUAGCCCCCAGACCUGUGUAGCCUGGUCCGCCCGCCUGACAUGGGUGGUGAAUUUUGAUUGACGGAAGCCCGCCGCCCGCGGUGAGCUUUCUUUCAUCUGACAGUAGCGCCCUCUAGCGUAUACUUUUUGAAACUCCACUCGCUUCAAAUUUUUGUCCCACAUUGCGAACCGAACCUGUUUACUUUUGUGAAUAAUCGUGAAACUAACUUUGUCCUGAUUUUCUUCUCAUUUUAUGUGUGUGUGUGUGUGUGUGUGCGGUGUGUUCGCGUGUAUUCAUAGCUAUUCGAAAAAUGAUCUCGUUCGCACAAAAGAAAACAAAAACAAAAACGUUUCGAUCUUCUGCCAGCCCGGUCGUCUGUUCACUGGCGUCGGUCCGGGCGGUCCGCUGUAAAGAAACGGGAAACGUUGAGAUGAUCAUGCUGUUUUUUGUAUGAAAAUAUAUACGAAACACUAAUUUUAAACAAAACUCAACUUACUAGAUAGAUAGGAAAGCUUUUGCCCGCCAUAAGAUGCGAACCGGAACCGGAACCGAAAGGUGUCAGGAAAGGAGGAAGAGCCACACGUUGAAAGUACGGAUAGAACCGGGGGGGAGGGGAAUUAAUAGAGCAAUGUAAAAACUAGCCCGUAAGUGUAAAACAUUUAAAUAUAAUUAUUAUAAAUUAUAAUGAAUCAAACGUUCCGGCAGACAGACAGCAAAGACGCGACACUGUUGAACACAUCGGAACGGAAGAUCCAAGCCUCCAACCAUUGGAUGAUGUUGGAGCCCCGUAAGCUUGGGCCGGGUAGCCGGGUUAAAGCUCAUACGCAAACUGUACAUAUACUGAGGUAGCCGUACGAAUAAGGUCCACAACGCAGUGGAGGAAAAUUGAAGGGCGAAAAUGCUCCUAUCACUUAUCACACACACAGCACACAGGUCACGUGCGAGAUUUAAGCAAAUCUAUAUAGGCAAAAGUAAAACUGUACGUUCACAGCAACUAUAGAGCAUACGUAUGAGGAUGGGGAGGUGUUACGAGCUGAUCGAACGACGAUCAUCGGAUCCGAUCAGUCCACAUCAAAAACGCUGAAACACAACAACCCGGGCCGGAACGGAAGAACCGUUCCAGGGGAUUAACAUGUUGACGGAAUAGUGCGGCAACAUGGACAUUGUGUUUCUUUCGUGUUUUAUUUUCGCGAAACGAACAAACUGAAAAAUGAUAUUUUAAAUAAAGCAAAAUGUACGAAAACAUAUUAAA
Anopheles stephensi (Asian malaria mosquito) is the source of this 9830-nucleotide messenger RNA. Its product is annotated as hemicentin-1-like. The record is from RefSeq and is a predicted model, not a curated record. Gene Ontology annotation, cellular component: cell-cell junction. Gene Ontology annotation, biological process: cell-cell adhesion. The coding region runs from base 2069 to 6109 and encodes 1346 amino acids. The transcript has 9 exons. NCBI's taxonomy places the organism in Eukaryota, Metazoa, Arthropoda, Insecta, Diptera, Culicidae. Gene Ontology annotation, molecular function: cell adhesion molecule binding.